Messenger RNA from Sabethes cyaneus, 1878 nucleotides. It is a transcript of the gene Dip-C, whose product is annotated as xaa-Pro dipeptidase. Gene Ontology annotation, molecular function: manganese ion binding; metalloaminopeptidase activity. The transcript has 10 exons. Bases 331 to 1767 code for a protein of 478 amino acids. NCBI's taxonomy places the organism in Eukaryota, Metazoa, Arthropoda, Insecta, Diptera, Culicidae. The record is from RefSeq and is a predicted model, not a curated record.
AUUAAGUGGUGUGUUGAGUUAUUAAAUCGGUUAGUGUAAAUGAUAUUUUCCCACAGUUGCGUAUUCAUUUGUGGUUUAGUGUGUUAUCGGUGUUAUCAGUGAAAUAUUCUCGAGUAAGCUAUAAGAAAGUGGUCGUUAUAAUUGUUCAAAACUGUUGUGAUUUCAGUGUGAAGAGUUGUUUAGGUAGCCAUUGCAGAUUUUACAUCGUUUCAAGUGAAGGCCGUCCUUCAAAACAGUUCAACGGAUUACAAAGUAGGUUUUGAAAGCCUUGCAGCAGACUACAUUUUAGUGUUUUCGCAUAAAGUGGAAUUCUAGCGAGUGUAAAGCACAAUGGCCUGCUAUCAGAUGGGACCGCAAACUCACUCCAUUCCGAUGUCGUUGUUUCGCGAAAAUCGCGAAAAAGUUACGGCAGAACUUCGCAAAGCUCGCACCUUUUCCGGACGCGCUUUGAUACUGCUACAAGGGGGCGACAAUAUUAGCCUGUACGAUACCGAUGUGGACUACGUUUUCCGCCAAGAAUCUUACUUCACCUAUCUGUUCGGUGUUACGGAGCCAGGCUGCUAUGGUACCGUGGACGUGGCAUCCGGUGCUAGUACAUUAUUCGUGCCGCGUUUGCCUUCCGAGUAUGCCGUCUGGAUGGGUCCACUACUAACGACGGAUGAUUUUCUAAAAAAGUACGAAGUCGAUGCGGUAUACUACGUGGAUGAGAUUGAGGCCAAGCUAGCAGCACUGGAUCCAUCUGUUCUAUUAACUUUGGCCGGACCCAACUCGGACAGUGGACUUCAGGCAAAACCAGCGACCUUCCAAGGAAUUGAGAAAUUUAUUGUUGACUCGGACAUUUUAUUCCCUAUAAUUGCUGAAUGCCGUGUCAUCAAAUCACCGGCCGAAAUCGAAGUCCUGCGCUAUGUGGCUCGCGUUUCGUCGGAUGCGCACAAGCAGGUUAUGCGGCAGAUUCGUCCCGGCUGGCAUGAGUAUCAGGGCGAGUCGGUGUUCCUGCACCACUCCUACUCGGUGGGCGGCUGUCGCCAUAUGUCCUAUACGUGCAUUUGCGGUGCCGGAUCGAACUCUGCCAUCCUGCACUAUGGCCACGCUGGAUCGCCGAAUGAUCGCCUCAUCCAGGACGGUGACAUGUGCCUGUUCGAUAUGGGUGCCAACUAUGGCGGUUAUACGUCGGAUAUUACCUGCAGCUUCCCGGUGAAUGGUAAAUUUACCGCUGAUCAGAAGCUGGUGUAUAAUGCUGUACUUGCUGCAAGGGAUGCUGUCUGCGCCUCUGCGAAGGAUGGGGCUUCCUGGGUCAAUAUGCAUCUGCUGGCGAACCGCGUGAUGUUGGGAGAACUGAAGAAGGGAGGUUUGCUACAGGGUGAGGUCGACGAUAUGAUGGCUGCUGGAUUGAAUGCGAUCUUUCAGCCGCAUGGCUUGGGACAUCUGUUGGGUUUGGAUGUUCACGACGUUGGUGGCUACUUGCCACAUUGUCCGGAACGUCCCGGUGAGCCGGGAGUUAAUCGAUUGCGUACGGCGCGCACGCUUAAGGCCGGAAUGUACGUUACUAUCGAGCCUGGCUGCUAUUUCAUUGAACCGCUACUGAACAAGGCUUUCGCUGAUCCAAACAUGAGUAAGUUUCUCGUUAAGGAGCAAAUCGAUCGUUUCCGCAAUUUUGGCGGGGUACGCAUCGAGGAUGAUGUGCUAAUAACCGAAAAUGGCAUUGAGAAUUUUACGUUUGUGCCAAGAACGGUUGAAGAAAUCGAAGCCUGGAUGGCUCAGCCCUGAAGGGACUGUAGCCUGAAUACUAAUUUUGUUUUUGUACUUUCAUUUGUAGUCGAAAAAUUCGUAAUAUUCGUAAUAUAUUGUUUAGUAUAUAGCAUUCACAGCAAUAUAAAU